AUGGAGAACUCAAGACCUUCAACUCCGCCAGUCGACGAUGCAAGCCCAAUGACUGAUUUGUUAACCUCUUUGUCGGCGCUUUUCAUCACUGGGCGAUAUUCCGACCUGACGAUAAUAUGCAACUACAGACGAUGGGCUGUGCACAAAGCAAUCCUGUGCUCUCGCAGCGCCUUCUUCGACGGUGCUUGUAGCGGCUCGUUCUCAGAAGCGAAUUCUGGAGUCAUCGACCUGAGCGAGGAAGACGAGGACGCCGUCGAACAGAUGAUCAACUAUUUCUACCAUCUCGACUAUUUACUUCAGCCACAACAUUCGCUGGCAACAAGCUUCAGACAUCGCACGACCAUGCACCAUCGGCGACAUUCGUCGAAACGAAUCGACUUUUCGUCAUUCCCCGACCCGCUACUAUCGCAAGCCGGCGCCUACACAGACACCCCUUCACCUGACAGUCCCGAGUCAAGUCGUGGGAGCUUCGAACUCCCCGAAGGCAAAGACUACUCGCGCCCAGCGACGCCCGAAUCCAUGACCGAUGCCCCUCGAAUACUCGACGAAUCGCUCAUCUCAGAAGAAGACAACGAAAGCAGCGAUGCAUUCACCGACGCCCACCUCCUUCUCCACACCCGCGUCUACGCCCUAGCGGAGAAAUACGACAUCCCACCCCUCAAGCAACUCGCCAGGGCGAAGUUCGAAACCGCACUAGCAUGCUACUACGAUUCGCCGGAACUCGCUGCCGCAAUCGAGGAAGUCUACCAUUCAACCAUCGACUCCGACCGUGGACUGCGCGACAUUGUCCUGGAGGCUUUCAAAGUGCAUCCGCAGCUGGCGCAGACCCCUGAUGUUUACGGCGUCAUUAAAGACACGCCGAGCCUUGCGCUGGAACUGUUCAAAGUCGAGCGCGGAAUUCCUGUGUGA
This is a messenger RNA of Neohortaea acidophila, 909 nucleotides long. RefSeq lists its product as uncharacterized. Gene Ontology annotation, molecular function: protein binding. The record is from RefSeq and is a predicted model, not a curated record. Bases 1 to 909 code for a protein of 302 amino acids. Lineage: Eukaryota; Fungi; Ascomycota; Dothideomycetes; Mycosphaerellales; Teratosphaeriaceae. The transcript is spliced from 4 exons.